CGCGCGGGGCUGACGGAGGCGGAAGCGGCGCCGCGGAGGAUGUAGCGGCGCUGGCCGGGGGUCGCGGUGCUGUCACCGUCACCCGCCGCCGGCCCGGCCCGACAUGGAGGUUCAAGAUGCUGGGCAAGAGAUGGUGGCAUCUUCUGUCACACCAGGAUCAGGCAAAUCGAAGCUGGACACGUUGCCCAAAGAAGAUCUCAUCAAGUUUGCAAAAAAGCAAGUGAUGCUUGUACAGAAAGUGAAGUCAAGAUGUACAGAACUAGAGAAAGAGAUUGAAGAACUCAGAUCUAAAGCAGCUACUGGAGGAGCUGAUGAUAUUAUUCAGGCUCUCACAGAAAGACUGGAUGUUGUACUUCUGGAAAAAGCUGAAAGUCAGCAGCAGUGCUUAUCUCUGAAAAAAGAAAAUAUUCAAAGAAAGCAAGAAGCAGAGGCUGCAGUGACUAAGACGGAAGAGUUGCAGAAGCAACUAGACCAAUCAAAUACUGACUCUCUGAAAGAAAUAGAAGCUCUGAAGAGUGAAUUAGCCAAUGCACAAUGCAAAUACAAUGACGACUUAACAAAGCUGAAAAUAGAAUUAGAGGAACAAGUGAAGAAACAAAUGGGGCUGCUGGAACAGAUUGAAUGUCUUCGUGAUAGUGAAAAAGAAGUCGAAAGAUUACAAGAUGAUGUCCAAAGAAUUAAAUCUACUUAUGAGGGGCAGAUUUUGUGUCUGAGCAAGCAGCUGGAAACUGUGAAUGAAGACAAAGCCAAAGAAGUGACAAAUCUGCAAGAAACUAUUAAAAGCAACUCUCAGUGUUACUAUAAUGAAAUCAAUAAUCUGAAUGAAGAGCUUAAAAAAAUAAAAGUUGCCCAUCAGGAAGAGGUGUCAGAGUUGAUGCAUCGACUUGAAAUAUCUUCUAAAGAAAAUGAAGAAAAGCAAAAUCAGAUAAAUUGGUUACAGCGCAAUUUGGCAGAGGAAGGCUUAAUAAAAGAGAAAAAUGUGCAGGAUGAAAUGUGUGCUUGUGCUGACCAGCGUGAAUAUGACUUGCAGCAGCUGAGAGAAGUCUUAAAUAAAAAUGUAGAAAGCAAUAUAGAUAUUGUAGAUACACAAGAAGAACCUUGUGAAGAAGUGAAAAUGGAGGAAAAGGUUAGGCACCUGGAGCAUAGCUUAGAAGAGCUCCAGUCCCAACACAGCAUAUUAAAAGAUGAGUUAACUUACAUGAGUAAUGUUAAACUAAAACUGGAAGAGGAAAUCCAUCGCAUUAAAGAUGAGUACUUUCAUGAGCGGGAAGACUUGGACUUUAAGAUAAACGAAUUGCAGCUGACUAAAGAAGAUUACUGUUCUGUAAUUGAAAAACUAAAAUUGGAGCUUCAAGCAGCAAGAGAACACUAUGAAACUGCUGUAAAAGCACAUCAGUUAGAAACUCGGACUCUGAAAGAGCAGCAUCAGAGGGAAAUUUCUGAACUAAAUGAAACUUUAAUAUCUGAUUCUGAAAAAGAAAACAUGGCAUUAGUUUUUGAAAUGCAGGAACUUAGAGAACAACUUGAAAAGCUAACUCAGGAGAAAGAAGAAGCAGUGUCUAAUUACAGCAGCCUGAGAGAAGCAAUGGAAACUCUACAGACUGAGCUAGGGGAAUCUGCUGGAAAGAUCAGCCAGAAGUUUGAAUCAAUGAGACAACAGCAAGCUUCUGAUGUCAGUGAACUGCAACAGAAACUCCGAGCUGCUUUCAAUGAAAAAGAUGCUCUUCUUGAAACUGUGAAUCGCCUGCAGAAAGAAACAGAAAAAUUGUCAUCUAAUCAGCUAGAGAUAGAAGAACUUAAAUGUAAAAUCGUUAGUCUUCAGGAGGAGAAUAGCACAAUAAAAAGCUCCAUCAGCCAAAAAGAGGCUGCUAUGAAAGAACUGGAAGAGAAUAUCAUUGCUCUUACUGAUAGAAACAAAGAUAUUUCAAAUGAAGCAAAAUGCUUGAGUGAAGAAAGAGAAACCCUUCAGGAAAGGUGCAAGCAGGAACAAGGGAAAAUUCAGGAACUUCAGCAAGAAGUAGAUGUUUCUAACCAGUACAAUAGCGACCUGAAGAAAAAGGUGGAGGAAUUAACAGAGAGACUGAAUGAAGCUUUAGCUGGUAAUAUCGAAAAUGCUCGAACACUAGAGCAGCUGGAAAACAACAUUGAAUGUCUGUUGCGUGAAAGAGAGAACUUGUCAACUGAAGCAUAUACACUUCGUGAGGAAAGUAAGAAAAUCAUUCAGGAAAAAGAGAGAUUAAGUGAAGAGCUGGAAAAGUUUAUAUCUGAAAAAGAUGGUUGGUUAGUGUUGAAAGAGCAGUCUGAAAACUUAGAAAAGAAACUACAAAUGAUGACUGCAGAAAAAGACCAGCUGUCAGCAUUACUCGAAAGUGAACGAGUGCACAGAUCCCUUGUGAGAACUCAGCUGUACCACUUACUUGAGCAAGUGGGGUCCAGCGUCUUGGAUUCUAAUGAGGAGUAUGAUUCUCUUAACUUGUUAGAAAUUGCAAAUGAAUGCUGGGCAAAAGUGAAAGAAGAGCAGUGCCUUGCUCUACAGAAUGAGGAGAAAGUUCUUAAUUUGCAGCGGGAAGUUGAGAGACUAGAGGAAGAAAAUGCAGCUCAAGAUACAGAACAUAGGUCCUUGAUUGAGGAUUUUGAAAAAGAAAAGAAUGUCUUGAGAGAAGAAUUGGAAGGAGCAUUGUCUGAAAAAGAAGCACUUCAACAUGAUGUCCUGGAGCUGAAGAAUGCCAGUGAGAAAACAAGGACUGAAAAUCAAGAUCUGUUAGCUAAUAUUGAAAAGAUGACUCAAAAACUUGCUUUAUAUGAAAGCCAAUUACAAGAACAGCAAAAAGGAUCAGAAAAGCAAGACGACUUAAGUUUCGUUCUGGAACAAAAGGAAACUGAACUUAGAAAUGUGAAAGACGAACUGAGUUCACUAAAGAAUUUAAUGGAGACAUUGACUGAGAAAACCGAUCAGGAGUCUUCAGUAGCAGAUCUUCAAGAAAAAAUUGGAAGGCUGGAAAAAGAAUCUGCAGAAAAGGGAGAGAAGCUGAAUAAAAUUAAAAUUGUUGCUGUGAAAGCAAAGAAGGAAUUAGAUGCCAGCCGAAAAGAGAUGCAGACUCUGAGGGAAGAAUUGGAUUUGGUUCGAUCAGAGAAAGAUCAAUUAUCUGCUUCAAUGAAAGAUGUCAUUCAAGGAGCUGAAAGCUAUAAGAAUCUUUUGAUGGAAUAUGAUAAGCAAGGAGAAGAGCUGGAUUUGGAAAAAGGCAAAGCAAAUAGUCUUGAACAUCAAAUAGAUGACCUUAUGAGACAGCUACAGGUGUCAUCCCAGGAGCAUGAUCAGUUACAGUCUGUUAACGAAGACCUCCUGGCUCGUGUUGAAACACUGCAACAUAAUGCUAAGCUGCUGGAAGCUCAGAUACUGGAGAUACAGAGAGCCAAGGCAAAGGCUGACAAAGAACUAGAAACUGAAAAGCUUCUGAAAGAACAGAAGACAAAGGAGCAUAGUGGCGCUCUCCGAGAAGUGGAGGAGCUUCAGAUGCAACUUCAGAAGGAAAAGAAGCAUCUGCAGAAAACUAUGCAAGAACUAGAGCUGGCCAGAAAGGAUGCUCAGAAGAGUACACUGAUGGAUAUGGAAAUAGCCGAUUAUGAAAGGCUCGUAAAAGAACUUAACCAGAAGAUAACUGAUAAAGACAGCAGAAUAGAAGAUCUCGAGCAAGAGACGGGGAUUCAGAAACAGAAGCAAGAAACCCUACAGGAAGAAAUAAAGUCACUUCAGUCGACGAUGCAACAGGAUGAGGAAAGAAAUGCCAAGAUAAAACAGCUCCUGGUGAAAACGAAAAAAGAACUGGCUGAUUCGAAACAAGCUGAGAACGACCACCUGAUGUUGCAGGCAUCAUUAAAAGGGGAGCUGGAAGCCAGUCAACAACAAGUAGAAGCCUAUAAGAUUCAAGUGGCUGUACUAACAUCAGAAAAGCAUAAAGUUCAGGAACACCUGCGAACUUCUUCAGAGCAACACCAGCGUACGUUGAGUGCUUAUCAGCAAAAAAUUGCAGCGUUGCAAGAAGAGUGCAGAGCAGCUCAGGCUGAACAAGCAUCUGUUACAUCUGAAUUUGAGAGCUACAAAGUCCGUGUUCAUAACGUUCUAAAACAGCAAAAGAAUAAAUCUGCUUCUCAGGCAGAAUCUGAGGGAGCCAAGCAAGAAAGAGAACAGUUGGAAAUGGUGAUAGAUCAACUUAAAGUCAAGCUGCAAGAUGCUCUGCAUAAUUCACAGAUGAAUGCAUCUGAACUCCAUGCAUUGCAGUCUGAACACGACACCCUGCUGGAAAGACACAAUAAGAUGCUGCAAGAAACUGUUGCAAAAGAGGCAGAACUCCGGGAAAAGUUCUGCACGAUACAAUCUGAGAACAUGGUCAUGAAAACAGAGCAUGCCCAGAUGCUGAGUCAGCUGACAGCCCAGAAUGAAGCUCUCCGGAACAAUUUUAGAGAUCAAGUCAGGAACCUGCAAGAAGAGCACAGGAAGACAGUAGAGACACUUCAGCAGCAACUAUCCAGAGUAGAAGCUCAGCUCUUCCAACUCAAGAGUGAACCAAGCAGUAGAGAAAUGUAUCUUUCAGGUCCAGCUGUUUCAAAUCCAGCAACAAAGAAUUUAAGAGAACGACGAAAUACUGACCUUCCAGUUCUUGAUGUGCACACUGUAGCUAGGGAAGAGGGAGAAGGUAUGGAAACAACGGACACAGAAUCUGUCUCUUCAGCCAGCACCUAUGUGCCAUCCUUGGAACAACUUCUGAACUCGCCAGAAGCAAAACUUGAACCAUCUCAGUGGCAAACAGAACUCACCAAGGAUGAACUGAUUCAGAAAUUAAACACAACAACGAAGAGUGCUGAUCACUUGAAUGAAUUACUUCGUGAAUCAGAAGCAACCAAUGCAAUCCUAAUGGAACAAAUAAAGCUUCUUAAGAAUGAAGUAAGACGAUUGGAAAGAAAUCAAGAGAGAGAAAAGUCUGUGGCUAAUCUAGAAUACUUGAAGAAUGUUCUGUUGCAGUUCAUAUUUCUAAAGUCAGGAAGUGAAAAAGAAAGGCUGCUCCCAGUAAUAGACACCAUGUUGCAGCUCAGUCCUGAAGAAAAGGGGAAGCUGGUUGCAAUCGCCCAAGGUGAGGAAGAGAGUACUUCACGGCCCUCUGGGUGGGCUUCAUACCUCCACAGCUGGUCAGGACUUCGAUGAGAGAGUGGAAACGUUGAAUCUUUAAACACAUUCCACAGCUGCAAAAAGAUAAAUCUUAAUGUAGAACAAUCUGUUGGUUUUGUAGCAUUGAACUACAGGAUUUUAUUUCUGUUUGUUAUUUUCAGCUUUUUAGGCUCUUAAGAAAGAAGCCCUCAAUAGCCCUGGAAGUCUGUCCUGUGUUAUGCUCUGACAGCAGAGAAGUAUUGCGCUUGUAAAUGUUAAAGACUGAUCAGAAGUGUAGUGAGAUGUGAAAAAUUAAUUGCAAAUUGCUUGGAAACAGUUUGUUUUGUGAAACCUGUGACAGAUGUGUUGAUACUGAUUUUAAAACUUUAAUAUAGUAACUGGAAUAACUACACUUCAGACUUCAAGCAUUUCAAAGUGUUUACAGUUUCUUUCACAUGUUUUUGUUGGCUCGCUAAUUUAUAUGGUUAGUGUUGUUCUCUGCACCUUGAAGAAGUUAAAGUUAUUCCCUCUCUAGUCAUGUUUACAAAGUGUAAGAAACAGGAAUGGCAUUUUUUGCUUUGACUUGACAAAAUUUCUCAUCUUGGUUAUAUGUUUGGGGUGUUUUUUGCAAAAAGCUGGAUUGAAAAUAUAAAGACAAUGGUCCACAAAGUGUAGAGGGUGCCUAAAACUACAUGCAGUAUAAUGGUUGGCACCUCUGAGGCGGAGUGCUGUAGUAGAGAUUUGAUGACAUCUAUGGGCGUCUUGGGAUAGCACUCCAUGAAUAAGAGGUCAUAAGUGAGCUGAAGCUUUGGGGAAAGGGGCUUAAGCCAUGGCUUUUUACCCUGAGUUUGGAAGUUUGUGUUCAAGACCAGGAAGAACUGUUUCAUCACUGUUACGAUGCCUAUACUUUGACGGAAAUACUCAUAUUGACUUAGUCAUAUUGAAGACACUAAAGGAAGAAUCUGAGUCUGUAGGUCAGGCUCCUAACAAUAACUUCUGAGAGAAAAGGACAGAACUUCUGUCAAUAGAUGCUUCUUUUAAAUGUUCGAAUUAUUGAAGAUGUCAUAUCUUUCUCACUCCUCUGUAUUUGCACAUCAUUUGCACAAGUCUUAUGCUUAGAUGAGAUAAUCUCUUUUGCAGGUUAUUGACAGAAUGUAGGUUUUUUGCAAGAAAAAUACAUCUUUGCCAUAGAAUUACUUUUUCUAUCAUCAACACAAUACCUUAUUUUAGCCUCAGUCUUCUUUUUCCCCUUUCAGUCCAUGCUGCCUUUCACCAUCUUAAUUUAUUUGUAAGUUAUUAAAAUGUGUACACAUUUUUAAACCCUACUUGCCUUCCAAUGAGAAUAUUUCCACCUUUUUCACUCAUUUUUUCGUGCUCUCUGUGGUAUUUGAAGGUGAAUCACUCCCAAUAUGCAUACCAAUAUAUGAGGAGUAGUAUUCUUUCUUUCCUGUUUUAUCUUACUUCAGGCCCUGAGGAAACGAUGCUCAUUCCUUUAAUAUUGCCUUAUUCAGGACUGAGAUUCUGCUGUUCUUAUGUUCAGAUUAAAGGCAGCGCACAUUGAGAAAAAACUGACCAGUAACAGUGCUUAUGGUUUAAAUUUUUUUUGUGUGUAUUUCAGUACGCAAUCAACAAAGCCGACAGACUUUAUUUAGAUACUUUAAUUUCUUUCCACAGCUUUAAGCACCUUUCCCCUUCACCCUCUUCCCUUCUCACUCCCAGAUGCAUUCUAACUGGAAUCUUUAUGAUUUGUACUACCAGUGUUGACGUUGUCUGUAGAUUUUCAGAUCACAGAACUGAUAAAUGAUACGGUGGGAAUGAGCCUUCUAGAUAUCUGUAGUUUGGAAAUGUAGAUAGCAAACAUGAGGCUAUAUUUAGGGGGUUUUGUGUUUGCUUUUGAAAUGAUUACUAUAUCUUCAAUGUUCAUGAUUUGCUCCAGAUCUCAGAUGUUGAAUUCUAACUUCAUAUUCACAGCUGGAUUUGGUUAAUGUCACUCAAAAGAACACCAAAACAGAGCAAAAAUACAGAUUUGAAAUAUGCAUAAAAAUAAGUGCAAGUCAUUUUUCUGCUGUGAUUUUAACAGUGGAAGAAGUACGACUGGAAAGGUACAAUUUUGUCUUACUUAAUUCAAACUCAGUUUGCAGCUGACCUGAUUUAGUCUCCUCUGCACAGCUAUCUCUAAAGAGCUGUGACAAGUUUCUCUCAAAAUGCACAGAUUUCAUAACUGUAGAUUAUUUAACAUUGUGAACUGUGAAUAAGUGUAUGCAAGUAACAUAUAUCACUGGCCGUAUUAAAUACCAGUUGCUUAUUGACUUCUUUCAGGUCUGAGUUGCAUGCUCACUUUUUAGUAAAACUCUAGUAUUGUACUUAUGAAUGUAGUUGACACCUCUUGCAUCACUAUAUAUAUUUUUUUUCUAAAAUGGAAGGUUAAGUUCUUAAUUAACGUUAGAGCUAUUUUAAUAACUGCUACUAAACUGCAUUCUGUUGCGAAGAUUGCCAGAACUUACCUUUGUGGUAAUAAACUGUCUGUAAGAAAAUAUAUCAAAGUUUAAUAUGCACUUGUAGUAAAUGGCAUAGAAGAAUGUGGACUGGAAGCAGGAUUAUUUUGCAUAGAAAAGUUUUUAUAUGUCAUAUAUUUGCAUUUGUAAUGUACAGCAUUGUAGCUGUGAUUUGCUUUCAAAAAGCAAUUUAAAAUUGUAACUAGUACUGCUGUUUCUUGAUAUAUUGUGGUGCUCUUUUUUGGAAGAGCACUGUGCUGACUUUGCUUUCUGAUUCUUUUGUUUGUUUUCUUUACUGUGCCAUAUUACAUUAGGAUGUUUCUCAGAAAGUGUAACCCCUGCCCAAAGAGUUUACAAGCUUAGGACCAAAUUUUGUUCCUUUUUCAGCCUGCCUUCAGCCUAAGCCUAAGGAGGUCAUAAUAAAAAUUAAAGACUCUAAUGUUACUAUGCAGAGUAUAUAUUAAUUAAAAAGCAAAAAUUGGACUGAUUCAGAGUUCACAGGCCCGUGUGCGCACUGUAGCUGCAUUUUUUACUACCUGUAAUGGCUUAGAAAGGUGUUACGUGCCAUCCGUGUUCCCUUUACCCAGAAGGCAGUCAUCUGUGCAGGAGAAAUGCACUCCACUUGAAAGACAGGAAGACCAGUGCUUGUCAGGCAGAAGUGUAGAUGUGGCCAGCUGGAUUUUGGGUUCAGGGUGGCCAAAGGGAACGCAUGUUAGAAGUGAUAUAUGGGAGAGUAGAGUUGCUUUUUUCUUUUGUGACCUUCCUUCCCUAAAGCAUAACCGAGAGAAUACUUAGAUUAAUUUCUAAAUUUAAAUCUUCCUUUGGCUAUUGCCCUCCAUCCUUUUGCUUUAAUAACAAAUGAUACAUCCUGGAAUUGUGGAGGAAUGUUUAAAAACUCUCCUUAGUUUGUACUAGGUGGCUUUGAAGGCAGCUUAACCACCUGUGCUUCAUUUGGCUCAUGCCUUGGCUUUACCCAGUGCACCAAUACUUCCUCAAUUACCUGAUAAUUCUACUCUUCUUGGUACUGUGAAAAUACCUCCCUUAGGAGCCUUGCAAAUAGCAGUUGCCACCCACAAGCUGAGAAACCAAAUGUACAAAGAGAUUUAAGAUAUAUUUGUUGUAGUAAUAUCAGAAUUGCUAAUCUGAAUAGGUGUUUUGGUUGGAAAUUGAUCUUUGGCCUUUUCAUGUGGCCAUCACUUCAAUAAAAUUCACCUUUA
This is a messenger RNA of Cuculus canorus (common cuckoo), 8855 nucleotides long. RefSeq names its product GRIP and coiled-coil domain containing 2 (gene GCC2). Lineage: Eukaryota; Metazoa; Chordata; Aves; Cuculiformes; Cuculidae. The transcript is spliced from 23 exons. Gene Ontology annotation, cellular component: Golgi apparatus. Bases 104 to 5200 code for a protein of 1698 amino acids. The record is from RefSeq and is a predicted model, not a curated record. Gene Ontology annotation, biological process: late endosome to Golgi transport.